UGUACUCAUAUCUCUCAAGCUCAAAAACUAUCUAGAGUUCAACCAAUCCUCCUCAUCAUUCUUCCUCUGAUCGUACGUACAUGGGUGUUUUCACUUACGAGGCUGAGACCACCUCCGUUAUCCCACCGGCUAAGCUGUUCAAGGCGUUUUUCCUCGAUGCUGACAACCUCAUCCCAAAGGUUGCACCUCACGCCGUUAAGAGUGCUGAAAACAUUGAAGGAAACGGAGGGCCGGGAACCAUCAAGAAGAUCACCUUCGGGGAAGGCAGCCAAUUCAAGUACGGGAAGCACAGAAUUGAUGAGGUUGACCAGGAAAACUUCACAUUCGGCUACACCGUGAUUGAGGGUGAUGCUUUGAGCGACAAACUUGAGAAAAUCUCUAAUGAGAUCAAGAUACUGGCAGCCCCCGAUGGAGGAUCCAUCUUGAAGAGCACCAGCAAGUACUACACCAAUGGAGACCAUGAGAUUAAGGAAGAGCAAUUUAAGGCUGGCAAAGAAAACGCGACGGGAGUUUUCAAGGCUAUGGAGAGCUACCUCUUGGCAAAUCCUGAAGCCUACAACUAAAUUAGCUUAUGAGUUGGAGUGAUCGUUGUUGCUUGCAUGGUGUUUUGUGUUUAGCCAAUACUGGCUCGUUUGUGCUUGCUAAUUAAUAAUAUAUACUGGCUUCGUUGGUCAAAGUUUUUGCUUUUUGCCUU
Messenger RNA from Alnus glutinosa, 694 nucleotides. RefSeq names its product major allergen Pru ar 1-like. Bases 81 to 563 code for a protein of 160 amino acids. NCBI's taxonomy places the organism in Eukaryota, Viridiplantae, Streptophyta, Magnoliopsida, Fagales, Betulaceae. The record is from RefSeq and is a predicted model, not a curated record. Gene Ontology annotation, molecular function: abscisic acid binding; signaling receptor activity; protein phosphatase inhibitor activity. The transcript is spliced from 2 exons. Gene Ontology annotation, biological process: defense response; abscisic acid-activated signaling pathway. Gene Ontology annotation, cellular component: nucleus; cytoplasm.